This is a messenger RNA of Eutrema salsugineum, 894 nucleotides long. RefSeq lists its product as uncharacterized. The transcript has 2 exons. The record is from RefSeq and is a predicted model, not a curated record. Lineage: Eukaryota; Viridiplantae; Streptophyta; Magnoliopsida; Brassicales; Brassicaceae. The coding region runs from base 196 to 480 and encodes 94 amino acids.
GAUACAGAUGAUUCAUUCAAGUCAAGCAGAAAGUCAUAACGCCGGCUUUAUAAAUGGACACCAAAUUCAUCGGCUUCCUCCUCCUCCUCCUCUUUCUUCUUUCUCUCUGAGCUGAACCUCGAAUCUGCUUCUUGCAUUUUCUCUUUGUGAAUUCGAGAUCCGUUUUUUUUUUGUGUGAUUAGUAUUAUAAGCAAAAUGGCUUCGCAAUACGCUGGGUAUUUUGGUUGUGAAGAGCCACACUUUUUGGAAUCUUGCUCUCUUUGCCGUAAACCGCUUGGUCUUAACUCCGAUAUCUUCAUGUACAGAGGGGACAAGGCGUUUUGUAGCAAAGAGUGUAGAGAAGAACAGAUUGAGUCUGAUGAAGCUAAGGAGAAAAGCUGGAAAAUUUCUGCAAGAUCUCUCCGGAAAAAAUCUUCCGAAGCAGCAAAAGAUUCCGCCGCCGGCAAAACCGUACGGACAGGAACUCUCGUGGUGGCUUAGUAGAAGUUUUUUACCACACAUUAAGAAAAUCAAGCAAAUAGCUUUCUGUAUACCUUUUUCGUCUAAAAGCUAUAUCCUUCAAAACCCUCUUAUUAAAAAAAAACCUGCAAAGUUUUGCUCUGUUUCUAUUAUCUUUUUCUGGAUCGGAGCUGAAAUGGGAAAAAUUUCUCUGGUUCUCAAAUUCUGAUGUCGGGAUCUGAGAAAUUGUAGAUCUGGUUUAUGUAAAUGUAUGUGGAGUUUGGGAAAGGGAGAGAGAGAGAUGACCAUCUUUUGGCUGUGUGAUGGUUUUGUUCUCUGGGGGUUCUAAAUUUUGUUCGAUGAUGUUCCACUAAGAAACAGAGCAUUCUAUGUUCCAAAUUCAAUUUCUUUUAUCUUCUCAUUAUCGUAUCUAAUAAAUCGACAUAAUUUAUUCAA